Acanthaster planci (crown-of-thorns starfish) is the source of this 1504-nucleotide messenger RNA. RefSeq names its product 2-oxoglutarate and iron dependent oxygenase domain containing 2 (gene ogfod2). Gene Ontology annotation, molecular function: iron ion binding; L-ascorbic acid binding; oxidoreductase activity, acting on paired donors, with incorporation or reduction of molecular oxygen. The record is from RefSeq and is a predicted model, not a curated record. Lineage: Eukaryota; Metazoa; Echinodermata; Asteroidea; Valvatida; Acanthasteridae.
AGUUACUUUACAUCAGAGUUUGUCAGCCUCGUGGAAUACUGCAAAAGUGAAGGGGCAGAUGUGGCAGGACUUGUGGAAAAGUUACAUCAAGAAAAUGUUCUGCCAAGAUUUCAUCCAAGAGAUUUGUCAUUUUGAGAGCACCGACUUGCCCAAAGGACGGCCCAACACCAUGAACAACUAUGGGGUUUUACUGAAUGAAUUGGGCUUCAAUGCCCAAUUCGUGACGCCUUUGGUCCAGGACUAUGUGACACCAGUGACCAGACUUCUGUACCCAGAGUGUGGGGGCACUUCCCUGGAUUCCCACAAGGCCUUUGUUGUCAAGUACAAAGUGGGCGAGGAUCUGUCCCUGGCCUAUCACUACGACAAUGCAGAGGUGACUCUCAACGUGUCGCUGGGCAAAGAGUUCACUGAGGGGUCAUUGUACUUUGGAAACAUGAGAUGGGUACCUCUGCACGAGACAGCCUGCUCAGAGUACAUGCACAAACCGACCUUUGCCCUUCUGCACAGAGGUCAACACAUGCACGGUGCCCUGCCAAUCAGCAGCGGUGAACGCUACAACCUAAUCAUAUGGAUGCGGUCAUCACAAGUGAGGAACAAGCGCUGUCCGAUGUGCGAUCAGAGACCGGAACUGGUAGAGACAGUAGGGUUCGGAGAUGGGUUCACACAAGAGAAGGAAACCGUCAACGUGUGUGCUACUCUGUGAUAUCACCUGGGUUUUGAGACAAGAUCUCGUACAUCUGCCUCGUGAUCUGCACUGGGUGUGAUCCAAGUGGACGACCACUGAAGAUCAAUUUCAAAAAUUGGAGCAAAUUCUAUGUUCGUACUUUUAUGCGAAACUGUUAACUGUUACAUUUUAGGAAGAACCUAAUUCAACUGUACACUCAUUGCUUGAGAAAACUUCUACUCUGAAAGACAAAUUUUCAGUUUUGUUACACUCAGACAAAAUAGGCCGUCCAUUUUUAAUCUAAAGAACUGAAUAUCCCACAAAUGUCCAACACGUACAGCUACCACAUCACAAGCCUAUAUUUUAUUACUUUUUCAUGACUCCAUGUAAUUAACUAAUAAUUGCAAUUAAUUAUCAAAAACAUGAACAGGUGUAUUUUGGGUAGUGAAAGUUAUUUUCCUGUAGAAGCUGUAGAAGAACCUGUUGAAUCUUUGUUGAACAUUAAUCUGGCAUCAGAACACCUAUGUGGUUAACAAAGACAAAGGACUGGCUUUGCCACAAGUCAUUUGAUUAGCUGUUGAGUCCACUGGAGGAUGGCUAGUGAACAACCGUGCGAGGACUUGUGAAGAUUUCAUCAUAACUCGUGAUAACAACAAGGAGCAGAGCCUCGUGCAUGUUACAGCCAAAGAUAUCUUUCCUGGUGUUUUUCAGACAUUUCAGGUUAUUUGUGUAAAGGUUUUGCAGCAGUCCUCCUAAUAUUAGCUUCACUACAAAACUAAAACUGUAACAAGACCACAUAAGUAAAAUAAAGACAGGGUUUUAAAUGAAUUGUAUCAAGAA